AUGCGGCUUUCGAGUUUAUUUUGUGGCAUUAUCGCCAUUGCUUCUUACGCUGUUUUCGAGGUAUCAAGUCAGGACUUUGCCGCUCAUGGCUAUUACACCGAGCCUAACACAGGCAUUACAUUCUAUACAAGCACCGAAGGUAAUGGGACAAUCGUAGGCGAUGGAGAAUUCUCGUUAGUUUCACAAGGAGGUUACACCUUCGGAAUGGCAUUGCCCCCAAGUGCAUUGACUACAGACUCUUAUGAUUAUAUUGGCUUAAUUAUCGGUUCACUUCCUAAUGGUACAGGGUGGAGUGGUGUUGUUCACGGUCAACAACUUAGUGCUUCAAUGCCAGGACAUUUGCUACUAAUCGCUUGGCCUUACAAUGGUCAAAUAAUAACUUCAUUUCGUUAUGGUUCUUAUUCAACACCUGUACUAUAUGGAGGAUCUGCGAGCGUGACACAACUUUACUCCUCUAUCAACUCUACACACUGGGUCCUCGUCUAUAAAUGCACCAAUUGCUUAAAAUUCGAUGAUCCAACUCAAACAGAAUAUAAUGUUAGCACAUCGGCAGGUGGUUUCGAGUAUGGAUGGGCUCAAAAUAUUGGAGCUCCGGAUAAUCCGUCUGAUCCUGCUAAUGCGGUCAUAUAUCAGCACAAUAAUGGCAUGGGUGAAUUUUCUAUUAAAGUGGCUUCUGCAACCCAGUCCUCUUAUUCAGAAUGGGCUACCAUGACUGCCACGAUUACAGCAACUACUGGUACAGCCACUGCUACUGCUACUUAUUCCACAUCUCCAAUUCCAACUUCCACAUCCUAUGAUUAUAUCGUUGUUGGUGGAGGGGCUGGAGGAGUUCCGAUGGCAGACAAACUAGCUCAGAGUGGAAAGUCUGUGCUCUUGAUAGAAAAAGGGGUCGCUUCUUCAGCUAGAUGGGGUGGAACGAUUCGACCUGAAAGUGGUUGGCUUUCUGGAAGUAAUCUUACUUGGUUUGAUAUUCCAGGAGAAUGUAACAGAAUUUGGCAUGGUGGAAGUUCUGGUGUCGCUUGUGAUGAUGUCGAUCAAAUGGCUGGAUGCGUUUUAGGUGGAGGUACUGCUAUCAAUGCAGGUCUAUGGUGGAAUCCAGAUCCAUCAGAUUGGGACUACAACUUUCCUCCUGGAUGGCAAUCAAAAGAUGUACAAGCCGCUACCUCGAGAGUCUUCAGCACAAUUCCCGGCACUGAUCAUCCUUCGAUGGAUGGUAAAUUAUACCUUCAGUCAGGGUACAACAUUGUCGCAGGUGGUCUUAAAAAUGCUGGUUGGACAAAUGUCACAGCGAACAACGUACCGGCCCAAAAGAAUCGAACAUUUGCCUAUGCGCCAUACAUGUACAUCAAUGGAGAGCGUGGCGGUCCAUUAGCAACCUAUUUGGUGGAUGCAAACAAACGCUCCAACUUCCAUAUGUGGCUCAACACUAGUGUGAAGAAAAUCAUUCGUGAUGGAGGACAUGCAACAGGUUUGUUGGUUGAAGCUACAAAUAAUGGAGGUCGACAAGGAGUCGUUAAUUUGACUGCAGUCACAGGUCGAGUAAUAGUAUCAGCAGGUGCUUUUGGAACUCCCAAACUCCUUUUCAGAAGUGGAAUCGGUCCCACAGAUCAACUAAAUGUAGUUCUUUCCUCCACGGACGGCCCAACAAUGAUUAACUCAAGCUAUUGGAAUAAUCUCCCUGUUGGCUACAAUCUCGACGAUCAUCUUAACACUGAUACACAAAUCUCCCAUCCUAAUAUAUCCUACUACGAUUGGGUAGCCGCAUGGAAUACUCCGAUCACUACAGACGCCAGCUCCUACCUGACAAAACGCAUUGGACCUCUUGCCCAAGCAGCCCCAGAUAUAGGCCCCAUGUUCUGGGAGCAAAUCACACCCGGCGAUGGCAUUCCCCGCGCCAUCCAAUGGACCUCACGAGUCGAAGGUGAUACACCCAAUGCCAUGACCCUCUCCUCCUACCUCGGACGCGGUCAAGUAGGUCCUCGAGGACGAACAACAAUUAGUAAAGGUCUCACCAUGUCCGUCUCUACCAUGCCAUGGGGAAACAAAUAUGAUCUCGAUGCAGUCGCUACAGCUAUCGAUCAUAUGGUCGCAGCUCUAUCUACGGUUAAAAAUCUAACUUUUAUUUAUCCACCGCCUGGUAUGACAGGUGCGCAAUAUGUGGCUAGUGUACCGCUUGCAUAUGGGAAUAUCGGAGCAAGACGCUCGAAUCAUUGGUUAGGAACUGCAAAAAUGGGAACGGAUUCGGGAUUACUGGGUGGGACUUCAGUGGUUGAUUUAAAUGCACUUGUUUAUGGAACUGAUAAUAUUCAUGUUGUUGAUGCAUCCAUCUUCCCGGGUAUGCCCUCCACAAACCCUAGUUCCCUAAUCGUCAUAGCAGCCGAACAUGCAAGUCAGAAAAUCCUCGCCCUUCCUCCUUUGAAAGCUCUUCCUCAAUUCGCACAAUGCGGAGUGUUUGUGAGGGGAGAGAGGGGAGAGAGGGGAGAGAGGGGAGAGAGGGGAGAGAGGGGAGAGAGGGGAGAGAAGAACUUUGGGAGUGAGGGAAUGGAUGGAUUGGAUUAUGGAGUGUAUGAAUCAGAAAAAUGA
This is a messenger RNA of Sclerotinia sclerotiorum 1980 UF-70, 2583 nucleotides long. RefSeq lists its product as hypothetical. Gene Ontology annotation, molecular function: oxidoreductase activity, acting on CH-OH group of donors; flavin adenine dinucleotide binding. The transcript is spliced from 9 exons. The record is from RefSeq and is a predicted model, not a curated record. Lineage: Eukaryota; Fungi; Ascomycota; Leotiomycetes; Helotiales; Sclerotiniaceae. The coding region runs from base 1 to 2583 and encodes 860 amino acids.